GUAAGUCGUCAGUCAUUUUCAUCUUCUCUUUUUCUUUCUCCCUGCACUGACCGCUACAAUGGCGUACUCCAUGGCUAUGGUUGAGAACUUCAAGGAGGCCUUCUCCCUCUUUGACAAGGACAACAAGUCUGUCAUUGACGUUGCCAACCUUGGCCGUGUCAUGCGUGCCAUUGGCCUCGAGCCCUCGGAUGAUGAGCUCAAGAACAUGAUCACUGAGGUUGAUGGCUCUGGCAAGAACGCUGUCGACUUUGCCGAGUUCAUGAAGAUGAUGUCCAAGAACGGCACUGAGACCGCCAAGGAGGUCAAGGAGACUUUUGCCCUCUUCAACAAGAGUGGCAGCGGCUCCAUCUCCAAGUCGGAGCUGCAGGAGAUCAUGUCCGCGCUCGGCGAGAAGUUCGACGACAAGGAUCUGGAUGACAUGAUCAGCUCGAUCGACAAGUCGGGCUCCGGCGCAGUCAGCUUUGCGGACUUUGAGGCAUGCAUUGUCGGCGAGGAAUAAACUUCGCUUUAGUGUAUUCCGCGUUGUUCGUGUUCGUACAAAGGUCUUUUCCGCGUUGCUUUCCAUUUCGUUUGUGUCUCAUGUCCUCUUUGAAGAUAUCACCUCUAUCCGUCUCCCUUUUCAAACAACAAAAAAAUGGUCAAAAACAUGAAAUUCAUUAACAGCAGC
Monosiga brevicollis MX1 is the source of this 667-nucleotide messenger RNA. RefSeq lists its product as uncharacterized. Lineage: Eukaryota; Choanoflagellata; Craspedida; Salpingoecidae. The record is from RefSeq and is a predicted model, not a curated record. The transcript has 7 exons. The coding region runs from base 59 to 499 and encodes 146 amino acids. Gene Ontology annotation, molecular function: enzyme regulator activity; calcium ion binding.